Messenger RNA from Neurospora hispaniola, 812 nucleotides. RefSeq lists its product as uncharacterized. Bases 392 to 784 code for a protein of 130 amino acids. The transcript has a single exon. Lineage: Eukaryota; Fungi; Ascomycota; Sordariomycetes; Sordariales; Sordariaceae. The record is from RefSeq and is a predicted model, not a curated record.
GCUGAUGAUGAUGACGCCUGGAAAGGGAAGGAAGAAAAAAGAGAGGAAGGGGAAGGUGUAUAUAACGAUUCCAUGAGCCCACCCCUAAUUCAGUACACAAAGCACUUUUUUUUUUUUUUUUAUUGUUUCUUUUAACUACCUCAAAGCACGAGAAUACCCAGUCCAGUCAGUCAUUGAUAGAUAGAAUCACUCAAAAACGCCUCAACGUCUCUACUUCCCCCUCCCUCCCUCCCUCCCUCCUCUUGGACGGACUUCAACACAACAACCGACAACCAACAACCACAAGAAAGAUCUUGGACAUACCUACACACCUCACCAAACCACCAAACCAAAACUUCACUCCGCUGAAUCUCUUUGAAUAAAAGAAAGGAAAAAAAGAAAAGAAAACACAAUGCGCUCCCACCUCCUUCCCCUCCUCCUCGCCGCAACAGCAGCACCCACAACCACCCUCGCCUCUGGCAACCUCCCAAACAUCAACAACAACAUGAACAUAAUAAACCCCCGCCAACCUCAAGACGUAUUUACGAUCCAAACCAACACCGACGCCAACAAUGGCUUGGUGCCCAUCACCACCACUACGACUACUGAAUCAACUUGGCACACGGUGCCUAGUACUACUGCUGCUGGUGCAGUGAAUACAGCUACGGUGACGGCCACGAAGACGAUGACGACGACGACAUCGACAAGUACUGCUGGGGCUGCGAGGGUUACGGGGGUGAUGGGAGGACUGGGAGGACUGGGAGCGGUGGGGGUUUUGGUUGUGGGAUUGGUGGGGGGUUUGUAAAUGAAUGUGGGGGAAAGAAAGGGAAGAA